Molecule: messenger RNA, 2241 nt
Organism: Gossypium arboreum
Lineage: Eukaryota; Viridiplantae; Streptophyta; Magnoliopsida; Malvales; Malvaceae
Exons: 3
Coding region: 400-2013 (537 amino acids)
Molecular function (GO): acetylglucosaminyltransferase activity
Source: RefSeq, a predicted model, not a curated record
AAUGACAAAAUUAUGAAGGUCAGCUGCGAAAUGUUUAGGUUCUAUUCAACCAAAAAAUAAAAAAAGAAACUUAUGUUUCUACAAAUCUUACUGAAUCACACACCUAAAAGAAAAAGAAAUAAAGAUAAAUAUAUAUUGAAUUGCUUGGUGUAGUUCCAAUUCGGGGGUAGUUUGCAACCUGGCAAUAAUGUAAUCCAUCACAUUUACUUCUCCACAGCUACACAGUCCUCCUUUUUGCUCUUCAUAAAUCUUCUUCAUGUCUCAUUUUUCUUUUAAAAUCCUUUCUUUCUGGGUAUUUUCUGAUCUUUCACCCUUUCUCCUACAAAUCCAACAUGUUCUUCCUCAGCAGAAUCUAAAAGUGCAUGCAGAAGAAAACUAAUUUUAGCUUUCUUGAACGGAAUGACAGACUCCAACAAAGUUUCACAGAUGGUUUGGGAUCAGGUUCAGUCGAGAAGUUCUUCAGGCAACCACCCACUUGUUUCUGGACACCCGAACCGACCUAUUCCUAAGCUCAUGGUCUGCUCCAUCCUCUUCGUCUCGCUUACUUACCUUCUCUACACUCUCAAGCUCUUAACAACCUCUGCUCAACAAACCUUCCACCAUACCCCAUUUACUUCCUAUCUUCGUCGCUCUACAAGCUUCACAUCUGCACCCUUGGUUCUCAAUCAGACGGCUGUGACAGCUCCACCCCAUCACGGAGGUCGUGAUGUCCGAGAAAAACAAAAGGUAGUAAUGCAAAUGGAACAAGCUCCACCGAAGCCAAAGCCGACGGAAAUUCACGACGUGGUCUUUGGAAUCGCGGCUUCUUCCAAGCUAUGGCAGCAGAGAAAAGAGUACAUCAAGAUUUGGUACAAGCCAAACCAAAUGCGUGGUGUGGUUUGGCUGGACGAUCGCGUCAAAUACUCUGCCCAAGACAACCGAACCCUUCCACCGUUUCGAGUCUCCAGCGACACUUCCAAGUUCCCUUACACCAAUCGGAAGGGUCACCGUUCCGCGAUUCGGAUCUCGAGGAUCGUGACGGAGACUUUGAGGAUGAAGAUGGAUAACGUCCGGUGGUUCGUGAUGGGCGACGAUGACACCGUUUUCAUCACCGCUAAUCUGGUCAGGAUUUUGAGGAAAUAUGAUCAUACUCAGUAUUAUUACAUCGGAAGCUUGUCGGAAUCUCAUAUUCAGAACAUUUUUUUCUCCUACGGCAUGGCUUACGGCGGCGGAGGCUUUGCCAUUAGCUACCCAUUGGCCAAAGCCUUGGCAAAGAUGCAAGACCGGUGUAUCCAGAGGUACCCCGGCUUGUACGGCUCGGAUGAUCGAAUGCAGGCUUGUAUGGCUGAACUCGGUGUCCCACUCACCAAGGAACUCGGUUUCCACCAGUAUGAUGUGUAUGGGAACUUGCUCGGACUCCUCGCCGCGCAUCCAGUCACUCCAUUGGUAUCACUACAUCACCUUGAUGUUGUUGAGCCAAUUUUCCCCAAUGUGAGCAGGGUUCAAGCCCUUCAGCGCCUUAUGUUGCCUACAAAAUUGGAUUCCGCAGGGAUCAUGCAGCAGUCCAUCUGCUAUGACAAAACCAAGAGUUGGACAAUUUCGGUUUCAUGGGGUUUUGCAGUUCAAGUUUUUAGAGGGAUCUUUUCACCACGGGAGAUAGAAAUGCCUUCGAGAACAUUCUUGAAUUGGUACAAAAGAGCAGAUUACACAGCAUAUGCAUUCAACACUCGCCCUGUUAGCCGAAAUCCAUGCCAAAAACCUUUCGUGUUCUACAUGUCAAGUGUGAGAAUGGAUUCUGAACUGAACAAAACUGUGAGUGAAUACGAGCGACACCAUGUUCCUCAUCCUCUUUGCAGAUGGAAGAUGGCUAAUCCUAAUGAUCUUGAAACAGUGAUCGUACAUAAGAAACCGGACCCUCAUUUGUGGGACAGAUCGCCUAGGAAAAACUGUUGCAGGGCUAUGGAAUCAAAGGAGCGAAGAAGGAUGGUGAUAGAUGUGGGUGUAUGUAAGGAUGGUGAGGUGAGUGAAAUAUAGUUAUUAAAAGUUGAUUGAUUGUUUUUAUACAGUUUCUUUUAUUUAUGUUUACUAAUUUUAUGUCCCCCAAAUCAUCAUCUGUAUGCAAGAGUAGAGACAAUGUAAAUGGGGAAAACCAAGGUACUUACAUAGAUUGUGUAAGAAAGUGCAGCUGCAUACAAUUUUAGACCUUCAUUUAGUGUAGGAGCAAUGCUUUUGAUAGUAGUGGUUAUUUACAUCCUAAAUAAA